AUGGCUUUGGAAGAUACACCGGUUGAACAGUGUUGUAUAUGUAUAGCAGGAGGAGGGCGAGGAGGAGGGAAAAGAGGAGGGCGAGGAGGGAUUGGGCAAGGUGAGGGCGAGGAGGAGGGAAAGGAGGGAGGCGAGGAGGGAUUGGGCGAGGAGGAGGGCGAGGAGGGCAAGGAGGAUGGCAAGGAGGAGAACAAGGAGGAGAGAAAGGAAGAUGAUGUACAUGUAAAGCAGGAGGAGCAGGGCGGGGAGGAGGGAAAAGAGGAGGGCGAGGAGGGAUUGGGCAAGGAGGAGGGCGAAGAGGGUGAGGAGGAUGGCAAGGAGGAGGGCAAGGAGGAGAGAGAGGAAGAGUGCGAGGAGGAGGGCUGCGGGGAGGGGGAGGAGGAGGGCAGGGAGGAGAGCGACAAGGAGGGUGCGGAAGAGGGUGAGGAGAAUGUAGAGGGGGGUGAGGAUGAAGAAGGUGUACAAGGUGAUGACGAUGUUCAGGAGGUGCAGCUCGUACGAGUGGCGGGUGAUGGAGAUGUGAGGGUGCGAAAAUUGUGGAGAUGA
This is a messenger RNA of Closterium sp. NIES-65, 546 nucleotides long. The record is from the annotation of a GenBank genome assembly. Lineage: Eukaryota; Viridiplantae; Streptophyta; Zygnematophyceae; Desmidiales; Closteriaceae.